Messenger RNA from Lucilia cuprina (Australian sheep blowfly), 1246 nucleotides. RefSeq names its product calcium-binding protein P-like. Bases 130 to 630 code for a protein of 166 amino acids. The transcript is spliced from 3 exons. NCBI's taxonomy places the organism in Eukaryota, Metazoa, Arthropoda, Insecta, Diptera, Calliphoridae. The record is from RefSeq and is a predicted model, not a curated record.
GACUUUUCAAUCAUGAUGUUCGACUUUUACAAAAAUACAACCUUGUAAAAAGUAAUGCCAAGUUAUUUUUAGAAUAGAAUGGUUAUGUACUUGCGCGAAUAGACUUCAUUCCAUUUAAAUCAUUUGAAGAUGGCGUGCAUCAACAAGUGCCCAUAUUGUAACAUGGCCAUUAAAGUCAAUUUUAAGAAGUCCAAUAUUCGGCCGAUACAUCCGGGCUAUCUGGCUACUCCGGCCCAGCAACCGGGUCAUUAUACAGGAUACUCAGGCCCACCGGCCCAGCAACAGGUCUACCCAGCCCAGCAACAGGUCUACCCAGCCCAGCAACAGGUCUACCCAGCCCAGCAACAAGGCUACCUGGCCCAGCAACAGGGCUACCCGGCACAGCAACAGGGCUACCAGGCUCAGCAACAUGGCUACCCAGCCCAACAACCCGGCUAUCCAGCCCAACAGCCCGGUUAUCCGGCCAAGCAACCCGGCUAUCCGGCCCAGCAACCCGGCUAUCCGGCCCAGCAACCCGGCUACUCAGCAGCCCAGCCGGCAGCCCCACCACCAGCAACUGUAACAGCACCUGUAACAGCCCUAGCAACACCCCCAGCAAACCCAUCGACAUCAAAACCCAACGAAAGCUAAAUACACAUGUUUUGUUUUUGUUUUUUUUUUCUUUAUAUAUAUGUUUGAGUUGUUUUUAUGUUGUUUUUUUUUAGAUAUAAGUUUGAAUUGUUUUUUUUUUGUGUUGUAUUUUUAUGAAGUUUUUUAAAUAUAAUUUGUGUUUUUUUUUUCAAUAUAUUUUUGAUCGUUAUUUUUGAGGGUUCUAGCCAUAGAGUAUAUAGAGCGGAAACUCUGCUGUCAAGGACCUAAGUCUGUUGUCAAAAACCUAAGUCGUCUGAAUGUAGUAGUAGAACAACUUAUGGUAGUAUUAGUAUAUUCCCCAUAUUUGAAAUAACCCAGUAAACACAAAAUCAAACGUUUGAAAAAUGUUAUUAAUUUUAUUUAAUAUUAAAUAUUAACGGUUCCUUAAAAAAAGAGAAAUUGAUUCAAUAUUUACAUUCGAUUUAGAGUUUUAAAAUUUAAAAAUAGUUUGAUUUACAAUCUUUCUCGACUUUACAUGAACCCCCUGUGUUUGCUGGGUAACGACAUUUCAAUUUAUUAUUCUGAAAUUUUCACCACAAUUUUUUAUUAUUUAUUUUUAUAAUUAUACCCUUCACCUUCGUGAGAAGGGUAUAUAUAAGUUUGUCAUUCCGUUUGU